Messenger RNA from Rhodamnia argentea, 1032 nucleotides. RefSeq names its product probable glutathione S-transferase parA. NCBI's taxonomy places the organism in Eukaryota, Viridiplantae, Streptophyta, Magnoliopsida, Myrtales, Myrtaceae. Gene Ontology annotation, cellular component: cytoplasm. The coding region runs from base 139 to 798 and encodes 219 amino acids. The transcript has 2 exons. The record is from RefSeq and is a predicted model, not a curated record. Gene Ontology annotation, biological process: glutathione metabolic process. Gene Ontology annotation, molecular function: glutathione transferase activity.
UUGCUAAAGCCCCAUAAAUACCCAAGCUGCCCCCUGCCAUUUCUUGCUAAGCACUGUGUGUACCGUUCGCAUUGACAGAGGCUCUGGUGAAUCGCGGUUGCUCUGCUUCUCUCAAAGAUUGGUGGUGAACCGGAAGCAAUGGCGGGCAAGGUGAUCCUCCUCGACUUCUGGCCGAGCAUGUUCGGGAUGAGGUGCAGGAUCGCGCUGGCCUUGAAAGGGAUCCAGUACGAGUACAAGGAAGAGGACCUGAGGAACAAGAGCGACCUCCUCCUCCAGAUGAACCCCAUACACAAGAAGAUCCCCGUCCUCGUCCACGACGGCAAGCCCGUCUGCGAGUCCCUCAUCAUCCUCCACUACAUCGACGAGACCUGGCCAGACAAGUGCCCCCUCUUGCCGUCCGACCCCUACCAGAGGGCUCAGGCCAGGUUCUGGGCCGAUUAUGUCGACAAGAAGUUCUAUGACCUGGGGAGGAAAGUGUGGACCACAAAAGGAGAAGAACAGGAGAUGGGCAAGAAGGAGCUGAUUGGCAGCAUCAAGCUAUUGGAAGGCGAGCUUGGAGACAAGCCCUUCUUCGGGGGAGAGAAGUUAGGAUUCGUGGACAUAGCGCUCGUCCCCUUCACCACCUGGUUCCAUGCGUACGAGGUGUGUGGAAGCUUCAGCAUCGAGGCGCAGUGCCCCAAGCUCAUGGCGUGGACCAAGAGGUGCCUGGAGAUAGAGUGCGUGUCCAAGUCUCUCGCCGACCCUCACAAGGUGUGUGACUUCGUCUUGCAGCUCAAGAAAGCCUUGGGCAUUGAGUAAAAUGGUCUGGAUAACUCCUUGCGGGGUACUUCUUUAUCUUUUUAUGGCUGGUCUCAUAGUAAUAGUUGCUGCUUAGAGCUUGCUCUUGUUGUUGGAUUUCUGGUAUUUUGGAAAGGAGACGCUUGGCUGUGUCUUCUUUCGAAACUUAUGUUGGUGAUCAUGGUGAGCAACAGAGAGUUGCUCGUGCUGAGGUAGUGUUUGGUGUGCAAUAAUAAAAGGUCGCUACGUAAAUUA